UCAUUGGUGAUUCGAGCUGUCUGCAGUAACGUCAAGAGAUUAGUGAAUCGCAGCUGGAAUGUGAGGUUGAUUCACAAAGGCGAGAGAGGGAGACAAAGCCAGCGCGCUGAAGAUACGCACAACGGACUGCCACAUCGCGCACAGCCAUGAAGGGAGAGCAUUUAUUUGCCAACAUGAGAAGUGCUCCAUUCCUCCAGCGGGUCUACCUCCUAGGAGGGGAGGAGCUGGUAGUCCUGCAGUGCACUGUGGGAGAGUCCUCACUGGGAGACAGUUUCCAACAAAUCACUGACUUCAAUGAUCUCCCCACGUCCCUCUUCGCCUGCAACGUGGACCAAUCAGUAUUUGAGGACCAGGAGGGCAAGGAAAUGUUCGAGGCACUCUUCCUCGCAUACGACGAAGGUGUGACGUUCCAGCAGUUUAAGAGCUUUCGACGUGUACGAAUCAACUUCAGUAACCCCAAAGCAGCAGCCAGCGCCAGGAUAGAGCUACACGAGACACCUUUUAGAGGGAAAAAACUCAAACUUUACUUCGCCCAGGUGCAGAACCCAGCAUCCGAAGGAGACAAUUUGCACCUGGCUCCUCCCCAGCCUUCGAAACAGUUCCUCAUCUCCCCACCCGGCUCACCUCCAGUCGGCUGGCAACAGAUUGAUGAAGCCACACCUGUUAUUAACUACGACCUGCUGUAUGCAGUUGCUAAGCUUGGCCCAGGUGAGAAAUUUGAGCUUCAUGCCGGCACAGAGUCUACGCCCAGCGUGGUGGUCCACGUUUGUGACAGCGACACAGACGAGGAGGAGGAACCAAAGAACAACCCUAAACCAAAAAUCAUCCAGACCCGACGCCCAGACCUGCCUGUCUCAAACUGAACUCUACAGGUCCAAUAGAGAGUCAGGAGGAUUUGUACCCUUCCCAUCUCCAUAACAGCACCUCUGUAACCCUUCCUCCUAACCAUGUCAAGCAAACAACCAGGGUCUCGGGGACUCUGAUCCGUGUUUCGUGUUCAGCCCACAUACAACAAUCAGCCACAACAUUAAAACCACCUGCCUAAUAUUGUGUAAGUCCCCCUCGUGCUGCCACA
Molecule: messenger RNA, 1075 nt
Organism: Myxocyprinus asiaticus (Chinese sucker)
Lineage: Eukaryota; Metazoa; Chordata; Actinopteri; Cypriniformes; Catostomidae
Product: calcipressin-2-like
Exons: 5
Coding region: 147-863 (238 amino acids)
Biological process (GO): calcium-mediated signaling
Cellular component (GO): nucleus; cytoplasm
Molecular function (GO): calcium-dependent protein serine/threonine phosphatase regulator activity; nucleic acid binding
Source: RefSeq, a predicted model, not a curated record